AUGUUGCCAGGCACUCUCUGGGUAGUCUUGGGACUCUGCCUCUUGUCAGGUGGUGCUUGGGGGCAGUCAGAGAAUGAAGAUCCCUCUGAUUUCCCUUCUCCUCUUCUUUCCUGUUCCCCAGUAUAUAAAGUCUCCAUCUCCGGAACCACAGUAGAGUUGACAUGCCCUGAUGAAUCUGGAUCCAAAGCAAUAAAAUGGGAACAUAAUGGGGUAGCUGUUUCAACUAUAAACAUUCCAGAAGAUUCUAAAGACAAGUUAGUACUGGAGAAUUUUUCAGAAAUGGAACACAGUGGUUAUUAUACCUGCUAUACAGAUGACUCAAAGAAGAAUCAUCCUCUCUACCUAAAAGCAAGAGUGUGUGAGAACUGCAUGGAGGUGAAUCUCAUGGCAGUGAUCGCGGUCGUUGUAGCUGAUAUCUGCGUCACUCUGGGCUUGCUGCUAAUGGUCUAUUACUGGAGCAAGAACAGAAAGGCCAAGACCAAGCCUGUGACACGAGGAGCAGGUGCUGGCGGCAGACCCAGGGGACAAAACAAGGAGAGGCCGCCACCUGUUCCCAACCCAGACUAUGAGCCCAUCCGAAAAGGCCAGCGGGACCUGUAUGCUGGCCUGAAUCAGAGAAACAUCUGA
This is a messenger RNA of Orycteropus afer afer, 627 nucleotides long. RefSeq names its product CD3e molecule (gene CD3E). The record is from RefSeq and is a predicted model, not a curated record. The transcript is spliced from 7 exons. Gene Ontology annotation, cellular component: alpha-beta T cell receptor complex; membrane; external side of plasma membrane. Lineage: Eukaryota; Metazoa; Chordata; Mammalia; Tubulidentata; Orycteropodidae. Gene Ontology annotation, molecular function: transmembrane signaling receptor activity. Gene Ontology annotation, biological process: positive thymic T cell selection; cell surface receptor signaling pathway. The coding region runs from base 1 to 627 and encodes 208 amino acids.